Molecule: messenger RNA, 3537 nt
Organism: Tetrapisispora phaffii CBS 4417
Lineage: Eukaryota; Fungi; Ascomycota; Saccharomycetes; Saccharomycetales; Saccharomycetaceae
Exons: 1
Coding region: 1-3537 (1178 amino acids)
Biological process (GO): DNA-templated transcription; regulation of DNA-templated transcription
Molecular function (GO): DNA binding; DNA-binding transcription factor activity, RNA polymerase II-specific; zinc ion binding
Source: RefSeq, a predicted model, not a curated record
AUGGAAAGCUACAGAGGUCCGCAAGAUGGACACAUUCCAAAUAACGUAGAUGCAAAUGGACAAAUACCAAUCGCAAUGGAUUCAAAUGGAACUUAUUCUCAGCCAUUCAAUGUGAAUAAUAUGUACGCAGAAGAACCAGUCCCAAAUUAUACUCCACAGCAGCAACAACAACAACAACACGCAUACUCCAAUAUACAAUUAUCAUCCACCUUAUCAACAGCCUCAAAUAAAUUUGAAGAUCCUCAUUCCUCAGCUCCAUCUACAUCUAGUAUAUUAUCAUCAUCAACAACUUCAAAACCAACAAAUAUCAAUCCUACGGUUUUGCAGACUUAUACCAAUGCAAAUUUCAAUCAGUUCACUUCUACGCAAUUUACAAAACAAAUUAAGCAACAAAUGAGACUAUUACCAAAUCAAACUUAUAGACAACAAUUCUAUCAAGCUGAGCAAAAUACAACUAAUAAUAAUAAUAACAAUAAUAAUAACGUGAUUAAUUAUCUUACAAAUACUCCAAGCACUUCAAAUUAUGUAAAUGAAAAUAAACUUCCAUAUUUGGCUAACUCAAAAUUACUGUUAAAAUCCCAAUCACAGUCACAACCACAGUCGCAAUCGAACAAUAACGCUUUCAUAUCAGUAGAAAGUAGAAAUGAUUCAGCAUCGUCAAAAAGUGUAUCUCCUUUAGAGUCCAUCCCAUUACAGAAAAAUGAUUUAAAACCUUAUGAUAACCCAAGAUCUGCAAAGAAAAGAGUCUCAAGAGCUUGUGAUCAUUGUAGGAAAAGAAAGAUUAAAUGUGAUGAAAAAAGGGAUCCAAAUACAAAUAAGUGUUCAAAUUGUAUUAAAUAUAACUCUGAGUGUACUUUCAAAAAUUGGGAACAAAAUGAUGCUAUUGCUGCUGCUAACUCAAUACAACGGUCCACUAUUAAACAAGAGCCACACGGAGUUCAUAAAAUUAAAAAAAAUACAAAAGUAGAAGAUAUUUCUCCAGUAUCAUAUUCUUCACCAGAUACCACUUCAAAGUCAAGUGUAUCAAAAAUUGAACGAAUCGAGAAAAAAGUUUCUUUAUUGUCGGAACACAUUGGUAGAAUUGAAGAUUUAUUAAUUAAAAUAUCUGAACAAAAUUCAAAAAAUAAUGAUAGAAAAGAUGGUUCAAAUGAAAUCCAAGAAGAGGUAUUAGCAAAAACAAGUCAUGAUCUUUCACAAUUUAAAAAAGAAGGUAAAUAUGGCUUGAAAGAAAAUUAUACAUUAAAAAGUAAUAGCUCAAAACUUUAUAGUACUUCAUUAUUAACAACUCAAAAAUUAAUGUGGAUGAUAUAUACUCUUUCAAGAGGAAGAAAAAUUAAAGAAUCAAAAGCUGAAGAAAUAAUAAAACCCAUAAAAGAUAUGUUAUCAAUAUCAUUAAAAUGGUACGUUUUACAAUCUAAAAAAUUAAUGGAUUUUAGUUCUCCCUUCACAGUCGAUAAUAAGUCAUGUUUGAGUCCUUUGCCUCCAAAGGAACAAUGUAAAAGAUUAUUGGAGAAUUUUAGAGCCACGGCAUUAUCGCAUAUCGCAAGUAUUAUUGGUUUGGACGAAUGUUUAGAGAUUGCUGAUAAAUAUUAUAAUACUCCAGAAGGUAGACACAAAUUAUCAUAUUCAGAACUACUUUUGUUAAAUAUUUGUAUUUGUUCUGGUGCAUCAAUCACUCAAAUGAUGAAAACUAGUGAUUACUAUUUAAGAAAGGAUAAGUUCAAUCCAAAUAAAACUGAAUUAAAAAUAAUUGAAAGUAAUUGUUUAUUGAACUCAAUGUAUUAUUACAACAAAGUCACUAUAUUAAAUGAAGGUAUUAAAACUUUACAAGCAUUGCUAUUAUUGAGUAGUUAUUUACAGACAAAUGUCAACAUUGAAGUUGCGUUGGCAGUUUUGGAAACUGCAAUCAGAUAUGUCAUAAAGAUGGGUUUAAAUAAACAGUCCUACUAUGACAAUAUAUACAUCGAAGAUGUUAUGACUGCACGUAGUAUUCUAUGGCGUUGUUACUCUAAGGAUAAAUCAUUUGCCCUAAUGUUGAAUAAGCCUCCUUUAUUAAGACCCACUGAUUUCGAUAUAUCCCCUAAAACUACUUAUCUUAAUGUUAUUAAAGAAUUGAUUGGUAGAAAAGGUUCUCAAAGAGAUAUGGAAGAGAUGUCAAACAUUGAUAAUGUGGAGGAUGCUUUAAACUUUAUUAUUAGAUACUCCGAAUACGUUCCGUUAUUUAUUUCUUAUUAUGCUACAAUGUUAACUGAAAUUGAAACCAGUAUAUAUUUAGAAUGUUUUUCAGUUGAUAGUUUUGCAAACAAAGGUUUUGGACAAAAUUUAGAAACCAUUUUAAAAUUACGUUCUUCUUUAAUUGAUUGGGAAGAUGGCUUGCACCCUUGUAUUAGUGUUAAAAGUUACAAACAAUGUUUAUCAGCACUAUAUGUUCAAACUUUCGAUGGUAAUCCUGCUCUUUACUUCGAAGUGGCAUGUUUCCGUGUAUUAGGGUGCCAUUUCCAUUAUUAUUAUUUAAGAGUUAUGCUAGGUUUACUUGGCACCUCUUAUUUAAUUAAUAACGAAGACCUAUUGCUAGAAUCUAAUUAUGAUAUUCUGGCACUUUAUAACUUAUUCAGAAAUGAUUCCCUACAGUGCAGUAUUAGAAUGUUAGAAUUAUUCCAAACAUUUGACUAUCAACCAUAUGUUAAUGACGAAAUAGCAUACUAUUUCCUCACUGGUGUUUAUGUGAUUUUAUUUUACAUUGUAGAACAUAGCGGUGACAGAACUAAUGAUAAGGUAUUACAAUUAAUAAACCUAUUUGAAGUUACACAUGCUCAUAUAAUAGGUGAAAAUCAAGAAUCAUUAACCAGUGAUAACAUGAAGUGGAAUGUGGGUUUGUUCUUUUAUACGUACAUUUUGCAACAAUUACUGAAGUACUUUGAAAUUAAAGAUAAUAUGGAUAAUAUUUUAGAUGUUGAUAUUACUCCAUAUUCAAACAUGUUACUAAAAAUAUUAGAUAAUUCAAACGCAAUGAAAAACCACGUUGCUGAUGAAUUAUAUAAUUUGAUGAAGAAGAGUAAUUCGUCACCAUAUGGUGAUAUACAGGAUUUUUCAAAAGAUAUUUUGAGUGAUGAAAAUGAGUUGGGUGAAGAGAUGGUUACACCAUCUAUCACACUUUUCCGAGAGCUGGAGGUAAGCAGUCUAAUAGCUUUGAAAUCUGAUAGUCCAUUACUAAGUAUACCAUACCAUCAAUCUUCUCCAGCUACUCCAGGGGCUGUGAUUAGAGAUAAAAAAGAACUCUUUAAAAAUGACCAUUCUCUUUAUACCGUGGAGCCAAAAUCAUUUACUAACAUGAUUUAUAGUUUGAGUUCUUUACCUUUCGAAUCACAAGGUUUUAGUGACUUGGAUAUUAACAACUUUAUUGAUGAAGAGAUGUUUCAACAAUUAUUCCAGGUGGAAUUUACAGACCCGUUUUGGCGCAAUGAAUUGUUUUAUGAUAGGGAAUUUUUCUUCUCAGAAGCUAUUAUUUCUCGUUCAAAUCAAUCAAGAAAUUUAUAA